Molecule: messenger RNA, 2693 nt
Organism: Cinclus cinclus
Lineage: Eukaryota; Metazoa; Chordata; Aves; Passeriformes; Cinclidae
Gene: ZW10
Product: zw10 kinetochore protein
Exons: 17
Coding region: 1-2334 (777 amino acids)
Biological process (GO): mitotic cell cycle; mitotic spindle assembly checkpoint signaling; endoplasmic reticulum to Golgi vesicle-mediated transport
Cellular component (GO): RZZ complex; chromosome, centromeric region; nucleus
Source: RefSeq, a predicted model, not a curated record
AUGGCGGCACGGGAGGGCUCUCUGGUGGCGGCCGUGCUGGAGCACUCGGGCCGGCUCGACAAAGAGCACCUGGGAGUCCGCGUCGGGCGCCUCUCCCGCCGCGUCGAGGAGCUCAAGGGAGAGGUGUGCACCAUGAUCAACAAGAAGUACACAGACUUCCUGCCCAGCGUUCGGGGAGCAGAGGACCUGGUGGCACAGGUGGAGGGGCUAGCCAGCAACAUCGACCAGCUCAAGGCACACAUCGAGAACGAGGUCCAGCGAGAUCUAAAUGUUGCUGGUGCUGAGUUCACAGAGCUGAAGCAGCAGCUGGAGAGGGACACGCUGGUCCUGAGUGUCCUCAAAAAGCUGCAGGAGUUUGAUACAGCUAUCAAAGAGUUCCAUUCUGCCCUGCUGGAGGAGCAGUACGUGACAGCAGCCCAGCAGCUGGAGAAGGCACGGAGCAGCCUCAGGAUCCUGGAGUCCCGCAAGGGCUUUGAGCUGAAGAUCCUGAAGGCCCUGGGCAAGGAGCUCAUAGUGCAGACACAAAACAUAAUCUACCAUCUCUGGCAGGAGUGGCAGAAGCUCAUUGUGUGGAAGCUUCCCCCUUCCAAAGGAAGCAGCAGCCUGGAGGCCGUGGUGCUCUCGGAGCUGCACUUGCACACGGUGCCACCCCAGGACAAGGACACUGCUGUCCCACCCGUGGCUGCUGUGCUGCAGGCCUUGGCUGUCCUGGGAGAGCUGCACUGCAAGCUCAAAGAUUUUGGCCAUUUUUUGCUGCAGUACAUCCUGAAGCCACUGAUCUUGCACCCAUCUCUGGAGCCAGACCCAGAGGAACAGCCAGAUGUGUUCAUCCUGAGGUUCAGGUCCCAGGAGCUUGCCUUGGAUGAGGCCUCUCCUAUGGAGGUGUUUGACAAGAUCAAGUUGGUUUUUGAAGUUCUGCAAAAAUACCUGCUAAAUGUGGCUCUGGAGCAGCCUGGGGAAGGCAGAGUCACCCUGGCAGAGCUGCUGGGGGAGCUCAUAUGGGAGGAGCUCUCAGACUGCCUCAUCCACAACUGCCUGGUGAAAUCCAUCCCAACCAACAGCAGCAAACUGGAGCAAUACAAAGAGGUGAUCAGAUCCACAGAGGAAUUUGAGAAAGCCCUGAAGAAUAUGCAGUUUUUGAAGGAAGACACAACUGCCUUGCUGAAAUACGCCUGCAAUGUCAAUUCCCACUUUGCCAACAAGAAGUGCCAGGAUGUGAUCAUGGCAGCCAGGAACCUGAUGACCUCAGAAAUACACAACACUGUGAAGAUCACACCUGAUUCCAGAGUACCCCUCCCAGAGCUCCCUGAUCCUGGGUCAGGGGACCACUUGAAAACACACAGACCCUCCAACCUGCACAGUGGGAUGGUGAAUUUGGGGAGUGAGAGCAGGCUGAGCCCACUCACCCUGUCCCUGCCCACCUGCCGCAUCAGCUCCUCUGUGCAGCAGCUCGUGGAGCUGGCUUAUCACACCCUGCUGGAGGCCACAGCCAGCACAGAUCUCUGCUGUUUGCAGCUCUUCAACUGUGUCAGGGACAUCUUCCAGCUCUUCUGUGAGGUAGUGCCCAUGUACCACAGGGAGAACCUGCAGAAGCUGCCCCAGCUGGCUGCCAUCCACCACAACAACUGCAUGUACAUCGCCCACCACCUGCUCACCCUGGGCCACCAGUUCCGCUACAGCAGCGCCAGCGUGCUGAGCAGCGUGGCUGUCACCUUCGUGGACCUGGUGCCUGGCUUCAGGAGGCUGGGGGUGGAGUGUUUUCUGGCCCAGAUGCGAGUGCAGAAGGGAGAAAUCCUGGAGAGGCUCUCGAGUGCCAGGAAUUUUUCCAACAUGGAUGAUGAGGAGAAUUACCGUGCAGCAAAUAAAGCCAUAAAGCAGGUGCUGCACCAGCUGAGGAGGCUGGGCAUGGUGUGGCAGGAUGUGCUCCCUGUGAACGUGUACUGCAAGGCCAUGGGGACCUUACUGAACACAGCCCUGGCAGAGAUUGUCACCAGGAUUGUAGCCCUGGAGGAUAUCUCUGCAGAGGAUGCAGACAGGCUGUACUCACUCUGCAGGAUCAUGGUAGAGGAGGGACCCCAAGUUUUCACCCCUCUCCUUGAAGAAGACAAAAAUAAGAAGUACCAAGAGGAAGUUCCAGUCUAUGCACAGAACUGGAUGACGUUCAAGGAGCUGAUGAUCAUCCUGCAGGCCAACCUCCAAGAAAUUGUGGAUCAGUGGGCAGAUGGCAAGGGGCCUCUGGCAAAGGAAUUUUCAGCAGCUGAGGUGAAGAGUCUGAUCCGAGCCUUGUUCCAGAACACGGAGAGGAGAGCAGCAGCACUGGCCAAGAUCAAGUGACUCCACUUUGCACCUCUGGCUUGUGACACAGCACAAGUGAGUGCUUCCUGGAGCUUGGCUGAGGGAAAGGAGCAUUCCUGGCACAGUGUUUGUGUAACCUCAUCUCAGGCUGGGCUCGGGGCAUUUUCAGUGCUCAGCUGGGACUCUUCUAUGCAGUUCUACAUCAGGGGACCUGCAGCCCCUCUGUGACCUCUUCUGUCCCUCAAACCACAAGUGGAACCCACAGACUUGGAGAGCUUUUGAUAUCUCUCCAUGAAGUGCCAAACUUUCCCACCUCAGCUUCCCCUGAGGAGCAGACCUCGAGGGAGAGAUGCUUUAGAGAGGGAUUUGGGGGAGGGAGAUCCUGUGCUGAAUGUGGU